AUGAAAUCAUUAACUAAUUAUCCAUCGGAUUGUUUAAAAUCAUUAACAAAUGAAGAAAUUAUGGUAUAUAAUUUUCGUGCAUAUGUAUCACCUUUACUUGCAUUUAUUGGUAUACCAGCAAAUAUUUUUGUAAUUAUUAUAUUUAAUAUAUUAGAAAAACAACAAACAUGUCGGUUUAAUAUAUAUGCAAUAUGGAUGGCAUUAGCACAUUUAAUACAAUUAAUUGUGAAUACAUUAAUUGAUGAUUUUUUAGGUCGUGGUUUAAAAUGGGCAACUGAUUGUUAUAUUUGGUAUCAAGUUGAUUCAUAUUCAUCAUUUACAUGUAAAUUAUUAACAUAUUUAUCUGAUGUAUCUGCAUUAAUUGCAUCAUUUAUUCUAAUGUUAUUUAGUAUAGAUCGUGUAUGUUCAAUAUAUUGUGCUAAACAAGUUGAACAAAUAUUAGAUUUACGUAUAGCUAAAUUAUCUAUAUUUAUAAUCUAUGUAAUUUGUUUUCUAUUAAAUAUACCCCAUUUAAUUUAUGCUGAUUUAAAAGAUGAUUCAAGAGAAAAAUCUAAUUGUCAGUAUGUUGAUCCAGUGGCUGGUGGAGUAAAAUAUGUAUUAUAUUUAUAUAUUAUUGGUGUUACAAUAUUACCGGCUAUUUUAAUUUUUAUAAUGAAUAUUUUAAUAUCAUGUAAAUUAAAAUCAACUAUAAAACGUUCAAAAUUAAAUGGUUAUCAUGAUAGACAAUCAUAUAGUGAAUUAAGUAAAGUGAUUACUCAUUUAGCUAUAAGUAUUAUGUUUACUUGUUUAUCAAUUCCAUUAGUUGCAUUAAUGAUAUUACGACAAAAAGUACAUUUUAAUAAUUAUGAAUUAAUUUAUCCAAUUUAUGCAUAUAAAAUUAUACAAUUAUCAAAAUUAUUUAGUUCUGUUGAUUCAUUUAAUCAUGCAUUUGAUUUUUUUUUAUAUUGGGCAUUUUUACCAGUAUUUAGACAAACAUUAUAUAAACUAAUUACAAAUAUGUGUUCAAAAAUAUUAUGUGAUAAUAAUGAGUAA
Molecule: messenger RNA, 1032 nt
Organism: Schistosoma curassoni
Lineage: Eukaryota; Metazoa; Platyhelminthes; Trematoda; Strigeidida; Schistosomatidae
Source: the annotation of a GenBank genome assembly